Megalops cyprinoides (Indo-Pacific tarpon) is the source of this 1146-nucleotide messenger RNA. Its product is annotated as sigma intracellular receptor 2-like. Gene Ontology annotation, cellular component: endoplasmic reticulum. Bases 53 to 583 code for a protein of 176 amino acids. The transcript has 3 exons. NCBI's taxonomy places the organism in Eukaryota, Metazoa, Chordata, Actinopteri, Elopiformes, Megalopidae. The record is from RefSeq and is a predicted model, not a curated record.
UUCGAUUCCCACAAAUUCGAGAUUUCCUUUCUGAGGGACCAAUCCGUUUGCAAUGUGUACACGUAUCCUGGAAGUCAUCUUUUUCUUUUAUUUUGCGUCUCACAUCCCUAUAACUCUGUUCAUUGAUCUCCAAGCCCUUUUACCAGCGGAGAUAUAUCCCCAGGGCUUGAAAGACUUAUUACAUUGGUAUGCCGCCGAAUUCAAAGAUCCGAUGAUGCUGGACCCUCCUGUCUGGUUCAAGUCUUUCAUCUUCUGCGAAGCCCUCGUACAGAUGCCAUUCUUUCCUAUUGCAGCGUACGCAUUUUGGAAAGGGGACUGUAGGUGGAUAAGGACCCCUGCAAUUGUUUACUCUGCCCAUGUGGCCACCACCCUGAUUCCCAUCCUGUCCUAUGUCCUAUUCCACCAGUUCCCCACGGCCCCACACCCAGGGCCCCAGACACCCACCGAGCGCCUGACGCUGGUGACCGUCUACGCCCCCUACCUGCUGAUUCCUAUCAUGCUCCUCUUCACCAUGGUGUUCAGCCCAGAGUACAGCUCUCACAUUCAAGGCAGAGAAAGUGCAACAGCCAAGAAGUUCCAGUAGGUGGCAGUGCACCCAGCUGUACACUGCUUUCUCCCAGCAGAACUAUGUAAAAUGUGCCCUUGAUCGAAUAUUAAUCACAGAAUGCACAUCAGUGUCUGAGAUAAAUAUGGAUGAUGUGUCCGUCCUGCACUGAAGUAGCUGUGGGAUUUGUGUUUAUUGCUGGUGAGUAAGCACUAACUGCACUGCCUCUGGUGGCCUGGUUCUACACUGGUUUAUACAAGCACCCAGUACUGGAAAAAAGUGGAGAAGGUGGCUUUCCUUAGUAGUGUAAUACAGAUAAAAUACACUACAAUGAACCCUACUGACCUGUGACCUAGUGAAACAACACUUUUUUCUGUGGAAAUAUAUGAGUUUCAUUGAAACCUUUUGAUUUGUCAUUUGUAAUCGGUACCAACUUACGAGCAAUAUAAAUGUUUCUUGCACACAGCGACUUUAAAUGGAAGCAACCAUUAUUAUAACUGCUCAUUCUGAAAUUUGGAAGCUGCAGUUCUUACCUUCAGCUCAAAAUGAGUUACCAUCAAAAUGAGAGAUAAUUGUGUAUAAAUACUACAGCAUUGCUGUUA